Messenger RNA from Zea mays, 1407 nucleotides. RefSeq lists its product as uncharacterized. Gene Ontology annotation, molecular function: transcription cis-regulatory region binding; histone binding; transcription coregulator activity. Gene Ontology annotation, cellular component: nucleus. The record is from RefSeq and is a predicted model, not a curated record. The transcript has 4 exons. The coding region runs from base 264 to 1001 and encodes 245 amino acids. NCBI's taxonomy places the organism in Eukaryota, Viridiplantae, Streptophyta, Magnoliopsida, Poales, Poaceae. Gene Ontology annotation, biological process: regulation of DNA-templated transcription.
CAGUGCCGUGCCAAAUAGGGCCGCAAACUAUCGGACUCAUUGGAAGGCCCGCGACUGCGGCUGCGCCUGCGCCCGACCAAACGUAGGAGACCCAUCUCCUCUCUUUUCUUUCCAAGAAAAGUCUUCUCUUCUCUGUCUCAGCGCCGACGCUUCCCAACUCCUUCCAAUCGAUUCUUCGUCUCGUCCUCGUGUAAUCCCCAGCUUGCCCUCCUCGCUCUUCCCUCCCAAAACCCUACGCCUCCCUGACCAAGCUCCGGGGACGAAUGGACGGAGGAGCCGGCUUCCCUGGCACGCCGGUCCCGCGCUCGCCGGAGGACGUUUUCCGGGACUACCGCGCGCGCCAGGCCGGCCUAAUCAGGGCGCUCACCACCGAGAAGGAUAAUUUAUGUUUAUAUGGACUUCCCAAUGAGACAUGGGAAGUAAACUUGCCUGCUGAGGAGGUUCCUCCUGAACUCCCAGAGCCAGCUCUCGGAAUUAAUUUUGCUCGUGAUGGGAUGAAUGAAAAAGAUUGGCUAUCACUUGUUGCAGUGCAUAGUGAUUCUUGGCUAAUGUCUGUUGCAUUUUAUUUUGGAGCAAGGUUUGGAUUCGACAAGGAAUCCAGGAAACGUCUCUUCACCAUGAUCAAUAAUCUUCCCAGCAUAUAUGAGGUUGUCACAGGAACAGCCAAGAAAGAGUCCAAAGAAAAAACUCCUAAAAGCAGCAACAAGACUAACAAAUCUGGCUCAAAGCCUUCACGCCAGGUAGAACCCAACUCCAGGGUCCCAAAGAUGCCACCUCCAAAGGACGAGGAGAGUGAAGGGGAGGAAGGUGAACCACAGGAAGACCAUGAGAGUGCGCUGUGCGGCGCAUGUGGCCUAGGUUAUGACGACUUCUGGAUCUGUUGCGACUUAUGCGAGACAUGGUUCCACGGCAAGUGUGUCAAGAUCACCCCAAAUAAAGCGGAGCACAUCAAGCAGUAUAAGUGCCCCUCGUGCACAGGAAGCAAGAGGGCCAAGGCUUGAUUCUAUCUAUCUACGAUAUAGAUAUGAAUUGCGGACAAUGCUCCAAGAACCGAGGAGCCUUUGACGAGAGUUGUAAGAUGAAUCUUCCGGGUAGGGCAGCUAAUAGAUUUGAAUACUUCGUGUGGAUACUGUCGGCAUUGGUGCUUGAGAUGCCUCAAAAUAUAGUGUCAGUACUGAUCAACUGUUAACUGUUGUAGUUUGUGGGGCCCUCAGGCAUCUAUGUUCUGUAGUCUACUGUGUGGUGGUUUAGAUACCGUCUAUGCCAUUUGUGAUGAAGCAGUCGUUUUAAAGUUAGAUCCCAGUAAUUUCCCUACUAUACAUUUGUCUUCGUGUAAUCGUGUUUAGGCAGAAUCUAGCAGUGAAGGUCAGGUCCCGAUUGUUUAUGCAUUCGAAGAUGUCGGUUAAA